Triticum turgidum subsp. durum (durum wheat) is the source of this 948-nucleotide messenger RNA. Lineage: Eukaryota; Viridiplantae; Streptophyta; Magnoliopsida; Poales; Poaceae. The record is from the annotation of a GenBank genome assembly.
AUGUCUCUGGCCCGCCUCGGCCAGUCGCUGGUCCGCCGCCUCCACCGGCCUCUCCACCUGCCUCCACCGCCGCCGCCGGAUCACUAUGCCACCGUUUCCCGGCCUUUCGCUCCGAUCCACGCGAACACAUGUGUAAGAGGCUUUGCAAGCUUAACGUACAAUUACAAUGGCGGGGGCGUGAUUUCUCGCAAGUUUGGAGGGCCGUCGCAUGUCCACGCCGCGCAGGUUCUAGAGCUUGUAGUCCUCCUAAAUCAUGCAAGACCAAUGUCGUCAGGAGCAGGAGCAGCCCCAAAACCACCAUCACUGUCCGAAGGCGUUUCUUUUGGUGGUUACAAGGUUGCUUUGAAAGCUGACAUGCCGAGCCCUGGUUUUGUUUUUGAGCCAUACCGUGUCCCGGAACCUAUCCCACUUUGGAAAAGAUUGUUUACACCAAGUGGCUGGAGUAGAACAAAGGAGGACGCUAUUCUGCAGUUCAUGAAUGCAUUUACUGUGUCAAGGUUGAGGAAGAAAAUCGGAUAUAACAAAAAACAGUUCCAGGAGCAAGCGUUUAAUAUAUACAAGGAGGUUAACAAGCUUAUUGCACGAGGAGACAUACCAUCUCUCCAGAAAGCUCUGACAGAUGAUAUGCAUUUUACUGUCAAAAAUGAAAUAAGGAAAAGACAAUCCAAGUGGAAAUCUGUACACUGGGAAUUGGUGGAGCCUUCUGUAAGCAUAAGAACUUUGAGGGCUCGUAUGAUUAGUCUUGAUAAGAAUGACCUUAAUAAAGCUUACGUACAGCUUACGCUUGAGUUCAUCACUAAGCAGAAAUUUGAAGCCUAUAAUUCAAAAAGAGAGGUUGUGUCAGGAGACAAGUCAAAGGAGGUGCUGGUGAAAGACAUAUGGGUGUUUGAAAGAUCCCUUUUCCACCCCGGAGCAUACUGGCGUGUGUGCGCGCGAAUCACGCUGUAA